AUGCAGAGUCACAGGAACUCCGAUAUAUCCGUUUCCGGUGCGGGCAUGCGCGGGUCACCUUCGUCUUCCCGAAUUGACUCUCGGCUUGAUCACAACGUGGGUUCGGCCUCUGUCAACACAGAUACAGAACGAUCAACAGCGGCAAAGAUUGGCUAUGAUCAAGAUCCUGCACAGAUUGUGAGUAUGGCUUUGACUUUGAGUGAAGGCCGACGUCGGCUGGCAUCUGGCAGAAGGUAUGCUUCAGGGGAGCAAGGCGAACGUCGGGUUAUCUCCACGGCCUCGACUGCCAGUCCGCGUAGUGCGGCUAGGAGGAGUAUUGCUCCAUUUCUGGGAUCGAACCGCCCGUCUUCGAGGACGGGCUCGCCGAAGCCAAGAUUCUCGACUGUCUUUCAAGAACCACGGACAGCAAGUCAGACAGUUGCCAUCGAUAAUGCUGCUGCUGCUGUAGGGCCAGAGAAUGGUUCUGAUGUCGACAUUGAUUUGGCCGACGAGAUAUCACCCGCUACUGCAGCCCGGGUAAAGAGGGCAGAGGCGUACUUCGAGCUUGCUUACGAACACCGUCGUCUGCUGCCACAUCUACCCCCAGUUCGCAGACCUGGUAGUCAGCCACACUCUUCGGGGCCUGAAGUCUUUCAGAAGGCGUAUAACCCACUACAAUAUGUUCGAAACCGCAAGCUUCGCAUUUGGGAGAAGACUCCCAUCGAUAGUGAGGCAGAUGGCUGGCAUGACGUACCAAAGGUCCGGACAUGGGUAGAUGCUGUGAUUUCAAGUCAUCCAGAAACCCAUCAUGACCCUGUCGAGUGUGUCCGGCUACCUCCCUUUGGCCAACGUCCGAAGAAUUCGGAUGAGGAUGUUUCUGGCCAAUUGUCAAAGGAAUUAAAGAGCACAGUGACCUCCAGACUACCAGACCAGUUCCAUGCCAAACCGAUCCGUCCCAGAUCGGAUUGGGUCACUCAUCCGGCUGAUCUGCUGGCCGAUGCGUACUGGUUGGAACAAGGGAUGAACAAGACCAAGAUCCAAGAUCGAGACAACAAUCUGAUCUAUCCUCCCUACACGCAUUUCAAGUUUUCGGGCUGGCGAAACGCCGCACCAGUCGAUGUCCCCCCAACAACACAACAGCCUUCGCCUCCUCCCGAACAAGACGACGAUAUAAUCCCAGAACCGCCUCCUUCAGCCUUGCCUGAAUUGCCCACUUUCACAUCCGCCCUUCACUCGCACCAACAUCUCCGUCACGGUCGGCGACGGGACAGACUUAAGGACACCCUUCAGAUUGGAGACACGAGCAGCUCAAGAGAACGUUCACGACUACGACAGAAGCUAUUUCAGGAUAGUAGCGGAUCGGAGGAUUCUGGUUCAAUAUCAUCUGGCGACGACCUUUUGGAGCGUGGUCGUAAACGAUUGCGGCGCAAAAGAUAUCUGUCACCUGGCAAGGGAGGUCAAGAAAGCCAUUCUCACUCCAGGAAAUCACCUCAUGUCUUUGGUGGCUCUCGCGGUGAUUCGAGUCAAGGCUCAUCAGCACCAAAUUCGAAACGGUCAUCGGUCGACCUUGGGACCUUGAAUAAAUUGUUUAGUGUGGACAGUCUCAAAAGGGCCUCCCCGCUGAACAGGUCACGGACCAGACAGGAUUCUACCCAUGCUGGGGCGACGAAGGUUGCCACACGAUCAAGCCUCGAUUACGAGGCAAUGCCACGUGCCUCUAUGGACUAUGAUACAACCACGGCUCCAAACUCACCCAACGGAGUGGAAUGGCCGAGUAUUGCCAUUAAUCUCUCGCCACCUCCCAGCAGAACCACAUCCCCUAAACGCAAAACUCGGUCUGCCGUGCUACACCCGUUCCAUCGGAAACAUCACAAAGCCCCGGAGCAAGUCAGCACGACUGAUUUUGCUCAUGUACCCCCGGUGCAGGUGAUGCCACCUCAGGGCAGUGAAGUGGACACCCAGGCCGACCAUUCCAAGUCUCGCGGCACAAGUCCGAUGACGAAGGGAUUGAGCCCGUUCUCUGCAAAAGAAGCAUACGCAACGCAAUCAGCACAGCAAGACCGCCUGGAGUCACAAUCGCCCCCUGAUACUGGUCUGAAUCAUGCUAGCAAGGUCAGCACCCGCUCUACAGCCACUACAGGUAGCGACCAUUCCAAAGUCCGGGGCAUUUUCAAAGGGGGAAGAAUUGCGGCAAUCGUUGGCAACGAAGUGUCCCGAGUGGGCGACUUUAUCUGGAAACGUGACCCGCCGCCGCUAUAUGAACAUCGGGGUUCGGUGUCGACUGGUAGUCUUCGUCUACAUUACGGAUCGGAAUCGGAGAAAGAGGCUCCUCAGAACAAAUCCAACCCCCAGACACCAGCGACCAACUUACUAUCAAGGUCGUCCACUGUUUCUAGCACAAGGAGUGAACGUCUUUCGCCAGUCUCCACGAGGGGCAGCCCUCCAGCUAACGGUCGGCCUCGGUACAACAACCCCAACCUUCCCAGCUUCACAUCUCCCUUUCAGAAAGAUCGACAAGAACAAGAAAAGAAGCAGGCAUUAUUGACAGCCGACAAUGACGGGGAACUGUCCGAGUCCGGGGACCAUAUCUCACGCCUUGCCGCCCAGCACCGCUCGGCGUCUCACUCCUCACGACUGGACCGUCUAGCUUUGCCAAAGUUAGAUACAGGAGGGCUGAAGCCUCCCAACGGCGUCGACCGAACGAAAAACUAUGGGUUUGGGGCACCCCUCGAUUUGAGCAGGUCUCGCGAUGCGUCCGACCUCCUGAACACGGCGCUUGGCCCCGCCAGUCGUCCGCCUCUCCGCGUCAGCAAAUCCACCGGCGACGUUGCACAGCCGGAUGGAACUGACGGCGGCCCGGAAAACACCGAACCAGCAGAUGUAUCGUGGCGAGACAUCAGCCGAGCCGAAGCACUGCUUUACAGCUCGACAGUGAAAGCAAGGGAGAUCGGACGACGGGCCGACGAGGAACAAUCGGACCUACCCAAGUUCUUGGUCGAAACUCUCACGCCCGAAAACCGCCGAUUGCACGCUGCGAAUCAGCUCCGCGUCAAGAAACGCGAACGCCACAUCGUUGCCGCGCGAAACAUCAUGCACACUCUGGACAGACACUCGUCGACCUUCAACGAGAAACUGCAGUCCUUCAACAUCUCCAUGGCCCCGAGUCUGCAUACCCAACUGCAGACACUCGAGGACAGGGUGGAGAACACCAUGACGCCCAAGGUGCGCAUCACGGCCGACAAAGCCGGCGAGCUGAGCAUGAAACUCACCACGACGAGUACCCUGGCGGUCAAGCAGUUGAAUGAUUCGGUUGACGCUGCUUUCCGAAGGAGACGCAGAGGUCCAGUCAGGCUCGUCCGUCGGGUCUGGUUCGCUGGGAUCGAGUGGACUGUUGUCGGUCUGCUAUGGUUCAUCUGGGCCGUUGUGUCGAUGGUCCAGUUUGUGUUGGGAGUUUCGAGGGCGGGUAUGAAUAUGCUGAAAUGGCUCUUGUGGAUUUCUUAG
Messenger RNA from Capronia coronata CBS 617.96, 3480 nucleotides. RefSeq lists its product as uncharacterized. The record is from RefSeq and is a predicted model, not a curated record. Lineage: Eukaryota; Fungi; Ascomycota; Eurotiomycetes; Chaetothyriales; Herpotrichiellaceae. The transcript has a single exon. Bases 1 to 3480 code for a protein of 1159 amino acids.